Messenger RNA from Pyrgilauda ruficollis (rufous-necked snowfinch), 5182 nucleotides. It is a transcript of the gene MICAL1, whose product is annotated as microtubule associated monooxygenase, calponin and LIM domain containing 1. Lineage: Eukaryota; Metazoa; Chordata; Aves; Passeriformes; Passeridae. The transcript is spliced from 25 exons. Gene Ontology annotation, molecular function: FAD binding; protein binding. The record is from RefSeq and is a predicted model, not a curated record. Bases 638 to 4360 code for a protein of 1240 amino acids.
GAGCCAGCGGCUUUGCAGGGACCAGCAGAGCCCGGCCGAGCUGCCCCGGUGGGGGUUCAGCACCAGGAUCCCCAGGAAGGCUCGGAGGGGCUGCAGAUGGAGGUGCCGGGCUGCUCACCCUGCUCGCCAUAGCCGCCGGCAGUGCCACGGGUGACUCAGGGUGACCGACGUGAGCAACGCGCGUUCGCCAGCUCGCCCCGUGUCCCUGAGUCACCGGCCACAGCCUCUGUCAAGUUGUCCCCGUGCGUCACAGCACCCUGGCCGUGUCACUUGUCCCAGCACACCGCCAAUGUCCAGCAGCACCCCGAGCGCACCGCCACCAGAACACCCAAAAGCACCCGGCCAGCGGCGAUCCUCGGUGACCCCGGGGGCUCCCCCCCCGCCCCAAGGUACCUGCUGCAUGGAGGAAGCCACUCACUGCAGCCUCAGCCCUCCCCAUCCCCUGCCCUGGUGACACCGUGGCUCUCUGGGGGCAGUGGCAGUGUGACACCGUGGCUCUCUGGGGGCAGCAUCUGGGGACAGUUCCAUCGCUGCUGCCACAAAGUGCCAAUUUUGGCAGCGCCGUCACCACCCAGCGGCACCUGCAGCUGCGAAACCUGGCACUGAGACGCCAGGUCUGGCCCCUGGGUGACACGGGAUGAGCGUGCCGGCCGACGAGCCGGGCAACCCGGCCCAUGCCAUCUUUGAGAGGUUCCUGCGUGCCGGGGAGUGCCGGGAGGUGCUGGGCUGCUUCCUGGAGCUCUGCCAGCAGCUGGGGCUGCAGGGCAGUGGGCUGCAGCUCUACCACGGCCUCAAGGCUGCCCUCAACUACUGGAAUGCCAAGGCCCUGUGGAGCAAGCUGGAUAAGAAAGCUGGGCACAAGGACUACGACCAGGGCACAGCCUGUGCUGGCACCAAGUGCCUGGUGGUGGGCGCUGGCCCCUGCGGGCUGCGGGCGGCCAUCGAGCUGGCGCUGCUGGGUGCCCGCGUGGUGCUGCUGGAGAAGCGCGACUCCUUCUCCCGCAACAACGUCCUGCACCUCUGGCCCUUCACCAUCCACGACCUGCGCGCGCUGGGCGCCAAGAAGUUCUACGGGCGCUUCUGCACCGGCACGCUGGACCACAUCAGUAUCCGGCAGCUCCAGCUGAUCCUGCUGAAGGUGGCUUUGCUCCUGGGGGUGGAGGUGCACACCAAUGUACGGUUCGAGGGGCUUGUUCCCCCCGCGGGCAAGGCAGGUGGCUGGCAGGCUGUGCUGCAGCCCAGCUCCUCUCCCCUCACCCACUACGAGUUCGACGUCCUCAUCUCAGCUGGCGGUGGCAAAUUUGUCCCUGAAGGGUUCAAGCGGAAGGAGACGCGUGGGAAGUUGGCCAUUGGCAUCACCACCAACUUCAUCAACCGCCACAGCCGGGCCGAGGUGGAGGUGGCUGAGAUCAGCGGCGUGGCCCGGAUCUACAACCAGAAGUUCUUCCAGAACCUCUACAACAAAACGGGCAUUGACCUGGAAAACAUCGUGUACUACAAGGAUGACACUCACUACUUCGUCAUGACGGCCAAGAAGCAGAGCCUGCUCAAGAAGGGGGUCAUCCUCCAGGACAAAGCGGACAUCGAGAGCCUCCUGGCCCCGGACAACGUGAACCGGGAUGCCCUCCUUAGCUAUGCCAAAGAAGCUGCCAACUUCUCCACCAACUACUGCCUGCCCGAACUGGAGUUUGCCCUCAACCACCGGGACCUGCCUGAUGUCGACAUGUUCGACUUCACCUGCAUGACGCGCUCGGAGAACGCGGCGCUGGUGCGGGAGCACAACGGGAGCCGUGUGCUCCUGGGGCUGGUGGGCGACUGCCUGGUGGAGCCCUUCUGGCCGCUGGGCACCGGGGUGGCCAGGGGCUUCCUCGCCGCCUUCGACGCAGCGUGGAUGGUGCGGCGGUGGGCGGCCGGGACACCCCCGCUGGAGGUGCUGGCUGAGAGGGAGAGCAUCUACCAGCGCCUUUCGCAGACAUCCCCGGACAACACCAACAAGAACGUCAGUCAGUACAGCAUCGACCCGGCCACGCGCUACCCCAACAUCAACCUGCAGGCCAUCAAAGCCAGCCAGGUCAAGGACCUCUACCUCGUGGGCAUGGUGGAGGUGGACCACAAGAGGAAGAGCGACAACCGGCUCAGCACGGUGGCCCCUGGAGCUGUCUGCGAAGAGCUGCUGAGCUGGUGCCAGGCCAGCACGGCUGGAUACCCUGGCGUGGCCGUGACCAACUUCAGCACCUCUUGGACCAGCGGCUUGGCCCUCUGUGCCCUCAUCCACCGCUUCCGCCCCGACCUGCUGGACUUUGACUCUGUGGACCCCCAGGAUGCCAUUCAGACCCACCAGAUGGUGCUGGACGUGGCAGAGCAGGAGCUGGGCAUCCAGCCUGUCCUCUCCAGUGCUGAGAUGGCCACCUUGACAGAGCCUGACCGCCUGGACCUCAUCACCUACCUCAGCCACUUCUAUCAAAUUUUUGGGGCCUCUCCAGAGGUGGAGGUCAGCAAGAAGCCACUGUCUCCCCCUGGCACACGAGGGGCCAUCCUCUUCCUCAGCAAGCUGCAGAAGAGCCGGAACCUGGCACACAAACGUACCCAGGACGGUGCCCAGAAGGACAGUGAGGCCAAGAGGAGCCGCAGGGACGCUGAGCUGGACACGGGGCUGGAUGGAGACACUCCGGACAGUGCCCACGAGCUGCCACAAGCCACCGUGAUGGACCCAGGGCAGGUUGGUCCUUGUGUCACCUUGGGAUGGAGCGUCCAGCUCAGGGCAGGGGGGGCACCAGGAGGGCACCAGUGGCUGGCAGGGCCAAGCCAAGGGCUGGGACCAGAGCUGCACAAGCGAACGCCCACAGGUUCCCAGCUCCUCCCUGCCUGUUUCCUGACCCAACUGGUUUUCCGGAGCCAAGAUUGCCACUCCCUCACCCAUCCCGAGCGCCCAGACCCAGCGCUGCGAGAGGGGCAAAGCCCUGCCCGUGCCCCCAUGGCUGCUGGCACAGCCACGGGGCAGGGUGGGUGCCAGUCCCCCGCUGCCACCCCUGCCUGUCCUCUCCCUCCGCAGCCUCCGAGGGACAGGACGGGGGAGAACAGCGACGCCUGCUACUUCUGCGGGCGCCGUGUGUACAUCGUGGAGCGGGCCAGCGCCGAGGGACGCUUCUUCCACCGCGGCUGCUUCCAGUGCCGGCGCUGCGGGGCCACGCUGCGCCUGGGCGACUACGCCUUCGACGAGGAGGAUGGUAAUUUUUACUGCUCGCUGCACUACCCCAAUCCAGCCAGCAUGGAUCUGCCCCGGGAUGAGGCUUCAGCGCUGCCUGAUGGGGAUGCUGAUGCUGCUGCCCACCCGCCCUCAGAUGCUGGAAGGUCGAGUGUGUCCCCCAUGGAGUGGGCACCCAGUCCACCUCAGCCCACCCCAGCAGCCUCACAGGCAGGGGAAGAGCCUGGGGACAUUGAGGACACUGCGGAUACUGGUGACAUGGAGGAGCAGGAGCUGCUGGCACAGCCUGGGGGGGAUGUGAGGGAAGAGGAGGUUCCCAGAGCAGAACCCCAAGGGACAGCAGAGGAGGGUGAGGAGAGCGGGGGCAGGAGGAAGAUCGUCCUUACACCGCUGGAGAAGCUCAGUCUGUCCACGCUGAACCUCACCAGUGAAGCAGAGCCCGAGCCUCCAGUGAAGCCAGCUCGUCUGCGGCUCCCAGCAGCACCCGAGGCCCUCCCUGCCCUGCGGCAGGGACAAGGCGCCUGGGAGGAGGAGGAGGAGGAGGAGAAAAUUGACAUGGAGAAAGAUUUGGAGGACAGUGACAGCGAGGAGGGGGAGGAAGAGGAGGAGGGGAAAGAGGAGGAGCAGGACACAGGCCUUGGCAUCGUGAAAGAGUUGUACCCAGACCCCAGGGAAGAGGAAAAAUUCCCCACCUGGAAGCGUACAUUGGCCCGCCGGGCCAGGGAGUCCCAGAUGAAGAGGUUCUGCAAAGCCCAGGCCAUCCAGAGGCGGCUGGAGGAGAUCGAGGUGACGUUCCGGGAGCUGGAGCAGCAGGGCAUCAAGCUGGAGAAGUUACUCCGGGAUGAGAAUGAGAGCCUGGCUGACCAGCAGACACAGUGGACAAACCAGCUGCUGUACCUGGUCCAGAAGAAGAACAAUCUGAUGAGCGAGGAGUCGGACCUGAUGAUCGCGGUGCAGGAACUGAAGCUGGAGGAGCAGCAGUGUCAGCUUGACGAGAAGCUCCGGAGUUACAUGAACAAGGAGGAUGCCCUGAAGACACCUGAGGAUGAGAAGGCUGAGCAGGACAUCCUGAAGCAGCUGGUGGAGGUGGUGAAUAAGCGGAAUGUCCUCAUCCAGCUGCAGGAGGAGAAGCGGCUCAGUGAGCUGCGGGCUUGACCCGCACGGCCCUGGGGCCACCAGGUCCUCCCCAGGGACCAGCAGAGUGUGAGUGAGUGAGUCCUGGGCUGAGCACCACCCUGAGCUACCUCUGGAGGUGGCAAUGCCCCAGGUGCCAGCAGCUGCUACAGCAAAUCCAGCUCCCUGCUUGCCAAAUCUGUCACGGAGGGGCCAGACCCGCUGGUGGAUGCCCACGCGAGAAGCACUCAGCCUUGGGGGGCUGAGAGGGCAUCCUGUGCAUGGCUGGAGUGCCUUUGCCUUGUGCUGCCUGGAAAACAAGACUCGCAGGGGACUGCAAAAGGGGGCUGUGGUGGCUCCCAGCAGCAAGGAGGGAAUGGCCACCAGAGGCAGAUGCCAUUUGUGCAGGGGCACCUUCAAGAAUGGUCCCUCGAAGCCACCCUGGGACAUCCUUCCCAGCUGAGGGUGUCCAUGCCCGUCUGGACUGUCCAUCUCAAGGGACAUCUGGCUGUACAAGUUGGGGCCAGUGACAGACAGACUGGGCUGGUUCAGCUGCUCUGCACCACUGCUUUUGGAUGCCACGUCCAUGCUGUCCCCAGCUGCUGCAGGAAACCAGGGUCAGAACCCUACCACGAGCCCCCUGAGCCAGGGAAGGGCUUUUUGUCCAGGAGCUCCCAUGGGAAUUGUGCUCAGGACGAGGACAAGGGACACCAGUGGCUGUGCCCUCCUUGCCCCUUUGGGAUUUCUUCUGCUUGGCAAUGCCACGCUGGCCUUAGAUGCCCCUGGAGUCCCUGGCUGUUGCCUCUGUGGCCAAAUGGUGCUCAUGGCAGCCCAGAUGUGUUGGGAUGGGGGUCCCAGGCAUAG